Molecule: messenger RNA, 3814 nt
Organism: Dermacentor albipictus
Lineage: Eukaryota; Metazoa; Arthropoda; Arachnida; Ixodida; Ixodidae
Gene: Rab21
Product: RAS oncogene family member Rab21
Biological process (GO): Rab protein signal transduction
Cellular component (GO): endosome; Golgi apparatus
Molecular function (GO): GTPase activity; GTP binding
Source: RefSeq, a predicted model, not a curated record
ACGUUUUCCAUUGAUCUUUUCCGAGUGCCAAGUGUUGAGCGUCGUCUCUGUUGUAUCGUUCUUCGUGCUCGUAUCUUUCGUUCGAAGCAAAACGAGAAGACAUCGGAAGCGACUAAAAAAGCGCGUCUAUUAUCUGUCGCCGACAGCUGUGCACUUGCCCUAAACCCGGACGCCGCCUAGGAGUGUUUCCUUAUUGUCGGUCCCCACCACUUCGAUGACGCCCGGACUCCCGUUACCCGCUACACCGAGUGUUGCCGCAGUUCCCGCUUGUUCUUGAGUGAGCGGUGGCCAGCGACGAGUGCCGACCGCACAAGAGUCUCUUGCGUUCCUACCGCGAAGAAACGGAUUUCAUUCGUUCGCUGUUUUUCUACCGUCACCGAUGGCCCUCGCCAACCCGUCGGGCCGUAGCUACGCCUUCAAAGUGGUGCUGCUGGGCGAAGGUUGCGUGGGCAAGACGUCGCUCGUGCUACGUUAUGUCGAAAACAAGUUCAACGACAGACACCUCUCCACGCUACAGGCAUCCUACCUUGACAAGCGGUUGAACAUAGCCGGAGAGCGGGUACACCUGGCCAUUUGGGACACGGCAGGGCAGGAGAAGUUCCACGCCCUGGGGCCCAUCUACUACAGGGACAGCAAUGGGGCGGUGCUCGUGUACGACAUCACAGAUGAGGGGUCGUUCCUCAAGGUGAAAAACUGGGUGAAGGAGCUGCGGAAGAUGCUGGGCACAGACGUGUGCCUCACCAUUGCGGGCAACAAGGUCGAUUUGGACAAGCAGCGCAACGUCUCGGCAGCGGAGGCUGAGGCAUACGCCGCUUCAGUCGGGGCCACCCACUUCCACACCUCGGCCAAGCUGAACCGCGGCAUCGACGACCUCUUCCUCGACCUCAGCAAGCGCAUGAUGCAGGUGGCCAACACCAACGACGAGCAGCAUCGCAACAGCCUCGGCCGUGGAGGUAACUCGCGGCGUACGGUGGUCAUCGUCGACGACAGUCCCGUGCAGAAGACUAGUUGCUGCGGAGGCUGAAAGGACUCUGCAGUCAUCCUCGUCCUUGCUACAAAAGUGCUAUUGUUUUUGUUUCUGUCCGGGAUAUCCUCUUCUGCGCCGGACCGCUGCUCGGAAAGGCCACUGUGCCGCCACAUUCUUCAGAUUUUGUUUGUUCCUUUGCAAAGACUGAUUUUCUGUGUCUCUUCUUCCCUCUCUUCGAAGCACGCCAUGUGCUGCUCUGCAAACCGCUCGUGUUUCCACACAUUUCCUUACCGUUAAAUCCUAAGAGCUUAAACCUCUCAAUGCGUGUGUGUGUGUGCGUGCAAGAGCAUCGAGGACUCAAAAGAAAGAAAAGCAAGUUAUAUUAUUAUUUUGUUCUCUUUUUAGUGUCCUUGUGAUGUAGAUUUUGUAGCAGCAGUGUUUAAAAGAGUUUGCAAUGUCGCAUAUACAACUUGUACGUGUGUUUGAUGAGGGUGCAAAACUCGAUUGUACUAGUGUGAAGGAGGAGUGUGGAUGUUUGUGCCGAGUUAAAGUGGGAACGAACUGUCGCAAGCGCGUUACACUCGUGGCCUACAAUGUCGCCGAUCUCGGACCUGUCUUCAGUAUAAGUGGACGUGGCGAGUUGGUUCCAGUGACGUGAUGCCUCUUUGUACAGUGUUGUCAUCUGUUAAAGGGAAUGCGUGAAUGUAGAGUGAGUGCAAAUGUUUCUUUUUGACAAGCGUACGUUAGCCCCCUUUUGCACCAGGCGACUUGGAAUUGGUGCCGUUGGCACCCUUCUUCAUACCUGCGCAUUGCAGCUAGAGCGGCAGGAAAUUGGGAGCCACAUGUUAAAGUGUUCCACUUAACAGUAGGCUGCACUGUACACCUGUUCCAGUUUCGAAAAGGACAGUUCACACAGUGGCAGCUGUCGAACGAGUUGUGUGACUUCGUAACCGGCCUGGCACGACAUUACGUUGUGGUAACUCAUUUCUCGAAAGCUGAGCGUCUGAUGUGUCUCGGGCCCACAUUUUGUGGCAGUUAAUUAUUUCGUACAUUCAUCCCACCCUCUGUCAUUUGCUUACAUGCAAAUGACAUGCAGGAUCAGCCACUCGGCACAAUUAAAGCUGGAGGAAAACGAUUCACCAAAUAUGGACAUCCAAAUGUGGCUAUGCUUAUUUUGAAAGAUAGUCAAAACUGUGGCAUCUUUGCAAGUUUUCUUUUUUUGCCACAUUACCAACGGCCAUCAAAAAUGCAGAAGAAAACAGGCAGACAGAAUUCCACCAUACUAUGUGGUAACAAAGCCACUAUGCUGAAAUUAUCUUAUGAUAUCGUGUAAUACUUCCAAAUUAUAGCAGACGACACUAAUGCAGACUGUGUUUUUCUCAUGUACCUGUGUAUUGUGUACCUUGAACAGCAACUGCGUCAGCUAGUGUACAUAAUAAAAACAAAACACUACUUGUUCAUUUGCAUUACAAAAAGAUGAACUAACUGAGGAGGUGUUUACACAAAUCACAGCAAAGGGUUAUCAGGGAGGAGCGUUUCUAUUGAAACUGUUUCUUUAGUGGAAGGAGACUGCAUGUUUUUUUCAUUACCUUUUGUACAGAGUGCUUUGAGAAUGAGAUCAGUGUCCUCAGUAGUGAUAGUUUCAUGCCACCUGAGCGUUCACUUUUGUAACUUAUGCGAACAACUAUUAACAGUAGCAGCUACAUGCAAAACACUUGUUGCUCAAAUUAAAGUGAAAGUGUACUGACAAGUGAAUAGACCGGCAUGACCUGAGAGAAACGUGAACCGGAUGUGCAUGCCAACAGAGAGUGUGCAUUGCUAUGCUUGUGUAAAUAAGUUUUGUAUAUUAGUGUAGCUUUAUUAAACCCUAGGUCGUUGCAAGGUUUCCCUGAUAGUCAGAAACACUAUGGUUUUCAGUGGCUAGUUUACAAAAAAAAAAUAAAAGGCCUAGUUAGUUUGUAAAAUGCGAGAAUUAUGCAGUGUAUUUGUAUGUUAGAAUGUUACACCAAAUUAUCUGUAGAAAUUGUGACAAAGUGCAGUCUAUAUUUAUGCUCUAGUGGACAUUUAAUUGACAACAUGGACAAUACAACUUAUUACCACAUUGUGGGUGACAAUGUUGUAACAUGCAACUUAAGGCGUCAUGGCACAGCUAGCAGUACCAAGAGUGUUACUGGCAGCAGGAAACAUGAAAAAAGUUAUGCGAGAAAAUUUUGUCUAAUUGGUCAAAUUUUAGUUUAUCAUCAUCUUGCGAGUUAAAGAAAUAAUAUAUAUAGUAUAUUGGACAUAUGGUUUCGCAUUCACUCACAUCAUUGACAAAAGCCUAUCCUGGAAAAGAGGCUUAUUCUAAGCACACAUUUUAAAAGUGAUACAUUUCAAUAUAGACUGUGGAAAUUUUUGCAUGUCACUAUGCGCAUUUCAGCAAAGGUUACCAGUUCCUUUGGCAGCACAUUAAUAUAGACAGACGUCGUAACCAGGUUGAUAAUCAGUGGCCAACUCAUUAUGUGACAUUUGCAUUUUUUUAAAUAUUCGUUGAUCAUAAAGGACACACCAUGCAAACAUGGCUGAAAGCAUGUCAAUUUGCUAAAAUUUCCUGCUACAUUCACUAGUUCCAAGAUUGCCUGUGAAAUAUGCCACAUAGCAGGUACGUUGAUGUUCCACAAAGAACCAUAAAGUGGAUCAAUAAUGUAAUUGCUGCACGAUUAAUCCCUUGAUUGACACUUGUCUCGGCACUCAUACUUUAUGCAUAUACUUUGAACAGAGUCGCUGUAGUUGCAAGAUGCAUCUGCACUUGAACUUUGCGCCAAAGUUCAUUGCUGUUCCUAUUAAAGCUUUCAUGUGUAACAGUAA